UUCGCCGGUCCACCGCGGUCGGUACCCGUUUCGUCCGUCAUAGCGCUGCUCCUCGCGUCUUAUAAAAAAAAAAAAAAGUUUUUCCCUCGGGAAAAGGGGUGCUCUGGAUUUUCCGAUUUUUUUCGGUUUCCACCGUAUUUCGUGAAGGUUUUGAUCGAGAGGUUAACCACGCCGUCCGAAGGGCCACCGAGUGCGCGUAACUCCGCCGCCGCCGGACCAUCUGUCGUCCAAAAGCCAUGGAAAAGUCCGGAGACGUGACGACGUGACCCACCGGAUCCACUGUCGCCGCCGUCACCAUGUACUCGGCGCGAAAUCGGAACGCCAUGAUCACAGACGAUACUUUUCAAAUACAAGACUGGCUGCGGUCAAACGGUAACCAUGACCGAGGUUACCCGGAGUUUGAUUACCACCAUAGGAUCCGCCCUCUUUCACCAGUUAAGAGGCACCGGAUCUCCACUAUUACCGAUGGGAGAGUACCGGACCGUCGGAGACAGCUCAAGUCAAUGGAAUCGCUGUUAGGAUUGAGCGAUGAAAACUUAAACGGCAAACAUCUGCAUUCCGAGGCUGUUAUGAGAGCAUCGCCGGACGUGCAAGACUCUCUGGAUAGAGCUUUAAUGGACUUUGAGGAAACCCUUGAGUUGGCGUUUCAGUCAAACUCUAUUGUUCCGCCACCUAGAGGAUUUUCCAAUCAAAACUUAGUUGAAGGUGAUGAAUCGAAUUUCAAUAAGCUCGAUAGUAGCUUUGAGAGCAAUACUACUGGCAGUAGUGGUUAUUCCACCAAGCCUGAUCAGUCCAUGCAUCGGUCUCUAAACACUUAUAACGAACUCCAACUCAUCAGGGAACAAAUGGUGAAGAGCUUGGAAAUUAUUAAAGAUUUAGAAGAACAAGUUAAACUUGUGCCUAUGCUUAAGGCGCAGGUUUCCUCGUUGAAUUUGGAGAAGCAACGCUUAUCCUCUGAAUUAGACAAACACAAGAAGUCGGAGAACACAAACAAAUAUGCAACGGUCGGUGGCGGAUGGUCCCUGUCGGCGCUUCCGGCUAACAGGCGCACAGCCGUUUCCACCAAAGAGGUUGGCGUUAACUGUGUGCCCAUGUGCCGGGACGUGGGAGUAACGACACCGUCGGCUACGUCCGUGAACACGUCUACGAUGACGGAACGGCCUCCGUCCGGGGCCGCCGUGCACACCCAGACGGACGCCGCCACCAAGCCAGCCACAAUAGCGGCGCACACCCAGACCAAGGACGCCGUAAAGCCAGCCACCUCAGUGGCGUGCACUCAGACCGCGGUGGUCACAGACGUCCAGCCGGCCACCGUAGCGGCUGCGGCAGCGGUGGUAACGGUGACGGCUGCACCAACGACGGCAAACGUUGGCACGCAGUCCUCCAGGCCGGCCGCCGUCAGGACGGUCGCGGUAGGCGUGACGGCUAGGCCGCGGACGUACGACGCCAGCGUGGCCGCGAAACCGACGCUCAAGCACGUCGGGUGUUCGGCCGAUGUGACAACGGACACGAAACCUGCCGCCGUGCCGGUGACGCGCGCCACUCAGACGGAUGUCUGCAGAGACGACCGCAGCGGCCAUAAUCGCACCACGCAAACGGAAGCCGCGGCCACCAGGACCAAUUACGCAACGAUCGGCCGGCGGAGCAAUUCGUUCCACCAUUACACGCCGGUCGCUGCCGCGGACGCGACGUCGCCGCCGGUCACGUCCAAGAUACCCCGUCUCAAGCCCGCCACGCCCGAGCUCAACCGGAAAGUGUUCACCAGACAGGACACGUACACCAAGACCGAGGCCGAGAUCUGCACAGACGAUCAGCAACCGUUGUCGCCGCCGCCGCCGCCGCCGCCUGCACGCGUAACCGACGACGUCAGAGCUAAAGAAUCAAUGUCGUCAACACCAGAACUUCAAAAUAGGCUUCCUGAGUCUGAUAUGAAUUUCCAACCCAUCCAGGACGAAUUAUACAAGGAUAAACCUAGCAAAGAAAUGAAAGGUGCGUUGAAAGUACUCAACGAUUCUCUGAAGAAAACAUCUGCCACGCUAUUGCCCAGGAAUCAAUUAAAACAAGCCAUCGACAUAGUCCGAGAAGAAUGGUUCAAGGUGACGAGCUCGAGCGAUUGUGGUGGUCAAAUCGUAAAGAAUUAUGUCAACUGGUUCACUUCUUACUCGCCGGUUUUGCUAGAAUUCAUAAUCAACAUGACAGAUGCUGCGGGCAACACUGUACUACAUUAUUCGAUUUCCCACGGAAAUUUCGACGUUGUGUCUACUAUACUGGAUACGGGUGUUUGCAAUGUCAACUUGACCAAUGACGCAGGCUAUUCAAGUGUCAUGCUCGUGUCGUUGGCAGACAUCAAAAAUGACGACGAGAUGAAAAUCAUCACGAGAUUAUUCAAAUGCGGCGAUGUAAACUUGCAGGCUAAAAAACAUGGUCAGACGACAUUAAUGUUGGCAGUUUCACAUGGAAAAUCAGAAGUGGUAAAAUUACUUCUAGAAUGCGGAGCCAAUCUCAACAUGCAGGACGAAGACGGAAGUACUGCCUUAAUGUGCGCGGCCGAACACGGUCUUCAGGAAAUUGUUAAUAUACUAUUAGCUUGUCCGGAAUGUGAUGUGUCCAUCGCAGAUAACGAUGGUAGUACGGCACUGAGUAUUGCAAUGGAAGCGGGACACAAAGAAAUCGGGAUAGCAUUGUAUGCAAAACAGCAUAUAUUAUCACGAGAGAAUUCGCCGUUCAAUUUGUCGAAAUCGAAGAGAUCGAGAAGCGCGAACACCGUGAUGCCGUCAAAUAAUAAUAAUAUGUCUUAUUCGCAUUUGUCGUUAAAAAAAUCACCGAGUUUGCAGCCCAAGGAAUACGCCACGCUGUCUUCCAUGCUGAAAACGCGGAUUCCUUAACACGUACCAGCAAAAUAAUAAUAUGAUUUUAUCAUCGACCAAUGUACCUACGCUUGAAAUUGUUUUUAUUUUUAUAAUAAUAUUAUUGUACUGCGCUGCACGUGUUUUGUUUUGCUGUUCUGGCAGUUCAAUAUUAACUAUGUUUUCUAUUUUAUAUAAUAACCUCGUAAAAAAAUAUCAAAACUUAUAACUGUGGUUAAUAAUGGUCAUUGAUUGUCAUCUAAACUAUUCUUUUUUUUUUUUUAUUGUUACGUAAUAAUAAUAUGUCUAAAAUAAUAUUAUGUAAAUGUUGUUUUGGGAAUUUUUUACAUACGCUUACCCAUAAUACAACAGUUAUUUCAAAAACAAUUAAACUAUACAUAUUGUUUUCAUCAAAUAUCUAGAAAAAAAAAUU
Messenger RNA from Rhopalosiphum maidis (corn leaf aphid), 3279 nucleotides. RefSeq names its product KN motif and ankyrin repeat domain-containing protein 2 (gene Kank). Gene Ontology annotation, biological process: negative regulation of actin filament polymerization. The transcript has 13 exons. NCBI's taxonomy places the organism in Eukaryota, Metazoa, Arthropoda, Insecta, Hemiptera, Aphididae. Gene Ontology annotation, molecular function: protein binding. The record is from RefSeq and is a predicted model, not a curated record. Bases 297 to 2885 code for a protein of 862 amino acids. Gene Ontology annotation, cellular component: cytoskeleton; cytoplasm.